GGCGGCGGAGGGCGAGCAGGCGAACGCCGCAGCUGCUACAUCCGGGCCGCGGCGGCGGCACCUGCCGCGGCGGGGGCCUCGGUGACAUUGGGGGCACGGCGAUUGAAGGAGCAGGCACCGCUGCGGAGCCUGCAGAGAGCGAGAUCUUCGCCUGCGCUCGCCGCCACCGAUCCUCCACCGCCUCCUCGGCGCCACCGCCAUGGUGCUAGGCACUAUUCUCACCCACGCGAAGAAGCACCCGGCCUUGAUCCCUCUGUUUGUGAUCAUUGGAUCUGGAGGUGUUGGUGCAGGCCUGUAUCUCAUGCGUUUGGCGAUGUUCAACCCUGAUGUCAGCUGGGACAAGAAAAAUAACCCAGAACCUUGGAACAAAAUGUCUCCCAGUGACCAGUACAAGUUCGUCUCGAUUAAUAUGGACUACAGUAGACUCAAAAAGGAUCGUCCUGACUUCUAAAAACAGACUCAUGUCCAUAAGCUGCACAGAAAGGUCUUCCAUAAGUCAUCCGCACAAGUGUCAUGCUUAAUCAUCCAGGAAAUAAUCAAAUUUGCCUCACACAGCACUAGGUCGUGUUUGAAACUGUUUUGAUGAGGCUUAAUAAACAUUUAAAACUUGA
Cinclus cinclus is the source of this 611-nucleotide messenger RNA. It is a transcript of the gene COXFA4, whose product is annotated as NDUFA4 mitochondrial complex associated. The transcript is spliced from 4 exons. The record is from RefSeq and is a predicted model, not a curated record. Lineage: Eukaryota; Metazoa; Chordata; Aves; Passeriformes; Cinclidae. Bases 200 to 451 code for a protein of 83 amino acids.